UAUACUAUUUCCAAUUUUCAAUCUCCUAAUAAAAUACUCUCUUCUUCUCCUUUAAAACUUCCUUCGCCUUGGGACCUAUAUAAACAAGUCCCAACGCCUCCUUUGUUCAUGCAGUUCAAACAAAUACAUCCUCGAAAACUGGAGCUCCAAACAGGAAACCCAUUCCACCUCUCCCUCUUCUGUUUCUGUAUAUAGAUUUUUUUCUUUUUGGUUCUGUUCUUCUGUAAAUCAAUGGCGUUGAGAAAAACCCUAGUUCACCGUCUUUUCAAUGUAACCAAAAUCUCCUCCCCAAAUCUAAUAUUAACACACUCCCCUGUCUCUUCUCAGUCGUUUGAAAACAUUGUCCCCACAAAUCCCGCCACCCCAACCUUCCGACGCGACUUCCUCACCUCAACGGAUUCCGGCGAGARUGGCUUCUUCCGGAGAUUCCUUCAUAAGAGACCGCUAGUUCAACCAGCAAUGUCGUCAGAGCUUCGUUCUCUGCCAAUCGGAGAUAAGUUAAUGGAGAAGCUGAGAGGAAUGGGCGUAAACAAAGACCGUCUUCGAUUAGACGGUUUGAUUCCUCCAGUGACGCAGACGGAUUCUAGGGAUGGGAUUUCGGUCGAAGACGCGCGUAAAUUGCUUAGGCUAUCGCAGUUGGAAAUGUUAAAGUCGAAACUGAGACAGAUCCCAAAGAGUUCUAUUCCAUAUUCGGAAUUUGUUCAGAUCUGUAUGGAAGGUUGCUCUAAUUCCGAUCAAGGUGUGGAGUUUGCGAAGAUGUUGGAUCAAUCUGGAACCGUUAUUGUUCUAGGUGACUGCGUCUUCCUCCGGCCAGAAGAGGUGACAAAAGCGAUCGAGAGCAUAAUUCCUCUGUCGAUGGUUGACCAGAACGACCCAAGAAGAAAAGAGCUCGAACGAAUGGAGAAGGAGAAAAUGGAGAUCGAUGAAAAAGCAGAGGCGCAGGUUCGGAGAGAGCUGUGGGCUGGGCUGGGCUUUCUCAUAGUCCAGACAGCGGGGUUCAUGAGGCUUACUUUCUGGGAGCUAUCUUGGGACGUGAUGGAGCCCAUUUGCUUCUAUGUCACGUCGAUCUAUUGUAUGGCGGGCUAUGCAUUCUUCCUUAGGACAUCAAGAGAUCCUUCCUUCGAAGGAUUCUAUGCGAGCCGUUUCAGUGCGAAGCAGAAGCGGCUAAUGGAGAGAAAGAAUUUCGAUAUGGAAAGAUUUAAGCAGCUCAGGAGACUGUGUUAUCCUUCCUCAUCCUUCUCUUCAGAGCCGGUUUCAUCGUUUGACAAUUCUGGAAGAACGUUAUUGGGUGUCUUCCAUCAUUCAUCAUAAUAAUAUCUUUUGAAAGAAAGAAGAGAUGCUAUAAAAGAAAAGAAAUUUUGUUUACUUUUUUUUAAUAGACUUAGCAAAAUUUGGGUUAUUAGCCCAUCGCUCAUCCA
This is a messenger RNA of Nelumbo nucifera (sacred lotus), 1418 nucleotides long. Its product is annotated as calcium uniporter protein 3, mitochondrial-like. Lineage: Eukaryota; Viridiplantae; Streptophyta; Magnoliopsida; Proteales; Nelumbonaceae. Gene Ontology annotation, molecular function: uniporter activity; calcium channel activity. Gene Ontology annotation, biological process: mitochondrial calcium ion homeostasis; calcium import into the mitochondrion. Gene Ontology annotation, cellular component: uniplex complex. The record is from RefSeq and is a predicted model, not a curated record.